This is a messenger RNA of Morus notabilis, 786 nucleotides long. RefSeq names its product protein trichome birefringence-like 24. The record is from RefSeq and is a predicted model, not a curated record. Gene Ontology annotation, molecular function: O-acetyltransferase activity. Gene Ontology annotation, cellular component: Golgi apparatus. The annotation marks the transcript as partial. The transcript has a single exon. NCBI's taxonomy places the organism in Eukaryota, Viridiplantae, Streptophyta, Magnoliopsida, Rosales, Moraceae.
AUGGUAGAUAUUUAUUUUCAGCCAACGCGAUGUAGGAAAUGUAAUCUGUCCCAAAUUCCGAUCCUUUUUGAAAUAGACUUUUCAUUAUAUAUCUUGUGUGCCCUUCAGGUGGAACGACCCAUUGAUGUCUACCAUGACAAGGAAUAUAAGUCCAGAAGAUGGCACUUUCGCACAUAUAAUUUGACUAUCUCUGUUAUUUGGUCUCCUUUUCUUGUAAGAGCUGCCAUCUUCGAAGAUUAUAACGGUGUUUCAACAUCUGAAGUCAAGCUGCAUCUUGACAAACUUGACAGUAAAUGGACCGAUCUUUACCAGAACUUGGACUACAUGAUAAUCUCAACUGGGAAAUGGUUUCUCAAAUCUUCAAUCUACUAUGAGAACAAUGAAGUGGUGGGCUGCCAUUACUGUCCUAAAAGGAACUUCGAGGAGUUGGGUUUCGAUUUUGCUUACCGCAAAGCACUGAGAUUUGUUAUGAACUACAUAGCAACAUCUGGCCACAAAGGCUCAAUUCUCUUUAGGACGUCAACGCCAGAUCAUUUUGAGAACGGGGAGUGGUCUAAUGGUGGGACGUGCAAGAGGACAUCUCCAGCUAAAGAAGGUGAGUUUCAACUGAAGGACAUACACAGGAUUCUGCGUGAUAUCGAAUUGGAAGAAUUCAAGAAUGUAACAGAAAAGGCAUCUGCUAAUGGGGUGAAUCUGAAACUCCUCGAUGUAAACCCGCUUUCGUUGCUAAGGCCUGAUGGGCAUCCGGGUCCCUACAGAGGGUAUCAUCCAUUUGCUCAUGACAAA